Penicillium alfredii is the source of this 1320-nucleotide messenger RNA. RefSeq lists its product as uncharacterized. Gene Ontology annotation, molecular function: pyridoxal phosphate binding; transaminase activity. Gene Ontology annotation, biological process: amino acid metabolic process; biosynthetic process. The record is from RefSeq and is a predicted model, not a curated record. Lineage: Eukaryota; Fungi; Ascomycota; Eurotiomycetes; Eurotiales; Aspergillaceae. Bases 1 to 1320 code for a protein of 439 amino acids. The transcript is spliced from 6 exons.
AUGUUAUCGUCUCGCGGGCUCCAAAAUGUCCAGGAACUGGAUCUUCCCUGGCGAUUCAGCCCUACUCAAUCAUACGAUGCAGAGACGAACCCGACGGGGCUGAUCUCGUUCGGCAUGGCCGAGAAUAAACCAAUGAGGGCCGAAAUGGCCAAAUAUAUCAAUGAAAAGGUCGUCUUCUCACAAGACUCUGUUAGCUACCGGUCCAGCGCAAGCACCGCCGCACGGCUCCCCGCAGCCGCAGCAGCGCACCUAAACCGAAUCCUGAGCCCGCACGCAUCCAUCGAGCCGGAGCAUGUCUUCGUGGCGGACUCGCCCACCUCCCUGGGCAACAUGCUGGGCUUCAACCUGGCCGAGCGCGACGAGGCCAUCCUCGUCAAUAGGCCUGUGUACGGCCGCUUCGAACUGGAUUAUGGCGUCGAAGCCGGCAUCAAGAUCGUGUAUGCUGACACGGCGACGGAGGAGGCAUUCUCGCCUGGUUCGGUGCUGAAGUACGAAGAGGCGCUUGCUGCUGCUGAGAGCCAGGGCACCAAGAUUCGUGCGGUGCUUCUUGUUAAUCCUCAUAACCCUGUUGGUCGGUGCUACCCGGUGAAAACCCUGGAAGAAAUUGCCCGGUUCUGUAACAAGCAUCGUCUUCAUCUCAUCAGCGACGAGGUAUAUGCCUCGUGCGUGUUUGACUCGGGCGAUCCCAAUGCUACGCCGUUCACUUCGAUCCUCUCACUGGAUUUGGCGCGCCUGAUCGACCCGAGUCUCGUUCACGUGUUAUAUGGGUUCAGCAAGGCAAGACUUCUCCUCGGGCGGCCUACACCUAGGAUUCCUGGUAACCCAGAACCAGCAGCUCCGGCAAGCGUGCAAGGCAAUUCUGUAAGAUUUAUAUAUUUCUCUCUAGCUUUAAUCCCAGGUUUGUAUCAUUCGACUCACCCAAAACUUUCCUGGUUAUGCAGAAGACUCCACGGCGCCUCCCAAGCAGCGGUGACAAUCGGAACCGCCAUCCUAGAAGACGAAGCCUUCGUGAAGAGCUUCACGGCCAAAUCGCAGCAGAGCCUCGCCGCAGGCUAUCGACACACAACCUCGACACUGAAUGAGGCAGGAAUUAAUUACAUCAAUGGCGGAAACGCCGGCUUCUUUAUCUACAUCGAUCUCUCGCCCUAUCUGCCCAACCCCGGUGCUCCCACCCGAGAACGAGAGUUCGCGCUCGCGCAGAACCUCGUUGAUGCUGGUGUCUUUUUGCAUCCUGGGGAGGAGCAUUCCAAGGAUGCGGGGUGGUUUCGGUUGGUGUUUUCGCAAGAGGAGGCUGUUUUGCGGGAGGGGCUUAGGAGGUGA